Molecule: messenger RNA, 2264 nt
Organism: Heterocephalus glaber (naked mole-rat)
Lineage: Eukaryota; Metazoa; Chordata; Mammalia; Rodentia; Bathyergidae
Gene: Fam151b
Product: family with sequence similarity 151 member B
Source: RefSeq, a predicted model, not a curated record
UUACAUGCAUGUGCCACCACACACAGCUCCUCAAUGUUUUAUUGGCAGUUUCUGACAGCCAAUAUGUGUUUUUUUUUAAUUUUGUAUUUUUCUAAGUCUAAUUACUUUGUUAUUCUCCUUCCAUGCAUCCUCGGCUUUUUUUAUUAAUCCCCCCACAACCGAGCUGUCUCUCUUCUGGCAUACAGCCAAAAGAACUCACCCCUCACCCCCAUGAAGCUAUCCCUGUAAACGUUACAGCAGCUAAAUUGUGGACACUGCCUACUGGAUGAGUGUGGACCGACAUGUGGAUACAGAUGUGGACACACACCACACACUAGAAUGCUAUUCAUUCCUAAAAACAAAUGAGAUCUGGCCUUUAGCCACAGCUGGAUGAGCCUGGAGAACAUCAUUACACUGAGUGAAGAUGUUGGAGUGAAAAUAUCCUGGACUAUUUUCUGAGAAAUCACCAGAUCGCAACAGAAGACGGUGCUGAGAUCACCUGGUACCACGGUGCCAACCACAGGGCGCAGCUGGAGGAGGCACUGAGCAGCGCUGCCCACAUGGUGGAGGCCGAUGUGCUGCUCGCCAGUACCGGAGCCGAGCGCGGCCGGCCGGUCAUGGCACACCCGCCGGACACGCACAGCGACACCACGCUGCGGGCCUGGCUGGCCGCAGUUGCGCUCAGCGACAAAGGCAUCAAGCUGGACUUCAAGAGCCUGGCAGCAGUGGAGCCCGCCAUGAUCCUCCUAGAUGCGGUGAGAGGUCGCUUGCAGCGUCCGGUGUGGAUUAAUGCUGACGUUCUCCCUGGUCCGAGCGGAACCAGCAACGUCGUGGACGCAAAGCCCUUUAUAGACACUGUGACGUCCUUCUUUCCCGCGGUGACGCUGUCCCUGGGCUGGACGACAGGAUGGCAUCCCAAGAAAGCCAGUGAAGGGUACAGUUGGGCGAUGGUGAGAGAGAUGGAAUCCAUAUGUGAUGGGCUGAGUCAGCCUGUGACCUUCCCUGUCCGGGCGGCGUUGGUCAAACAGUCCUGUCCCCAGUUACUCUGGCUGCUAAAGAGAUCAGACAGGUACAGCCUGACUAUUUGGACUGGAAAGGAUGAUAACUAUUCCACUGAAGAUUUGCUUUACAUUAGAGACCAUUUUGAUAAAAAGCAAGUUUUCUAUGACAUUUUAGAACCACAAAACUGUGAAUUUAAACAAGCCAUUGGAAUCACAGUUAAUCUCUAAGGAGAGUCUUCUGAAUUAUUUCCUGCUUUGGUUUCAUAUCCUUCUCUGCUUUGGCCUGAAUUAAUUGCCAUAUUGAUUGUGAUCCCUGGUUUAUGCUCCCUUCAUCCAAUGAGAAAAUGCUCAUGCGUGCUUCUGUUGGAUACCGGCCCUCCUGAGACUGGGUGUACCUAGAUGACCCAGGCCCAGGAAGAAGGGCUGGCAAGGCUGAGUCAGGACGACCAAGGAGCUGUCUCCUCAGUGGGGUUUGUGUCCUUUGUCCUGCCCAGAGUGGCCUGAACAAGGCUUCUCUGCUUUAUUAGAAUGGGAUCUAUCAGGAAAUGCCCCAAGGUAUGUAAUUUGCUUUUGUUAAUCCGCCACUUUUCUCCCAGGGAAUAAAUUGGUUUUGUGUAGAGAAGAGAGCUCAGUCUGAAUUCAGACAGGCUUUCCUUACAGCCCCCCUCACCAGGGACUUGGGGAUGUUUCCAGCCCCGUCGGCUCCUCCUCACUUAUCCAGAAGGGGGUGGCUGUGAGGCCUGAGUCAGCUCCUUGAGGUGGUGACCUCUGUUCCGGGGCUGUCGCGCAUCACGUGAUGGGUCAGCUAACACAGGUCCUCCUCCUGUAGUGAGUGCGGACCUAAGGGGGAGACAGACAGCCGCUCCCAGGGUGACACGGGGAGCUGUGCUUCCCACUUGAAAAUUCGUCUGGAGUGCAGUGUAGAGUGCUUUGCUAAAUAACACCCAAAACCUUAUUUUCUGUGGUUGUUUGCCAAAGGCCAAAGGGCAAUUUUAUUAAAAAAAGAAAAAAAAACUCUUAACAACUGCCAUUAAAAUAGCUUUAGAACUAUAGUAAAAAAUACUUGUCAGUGGGCCGGGGAUUUAGCUCAAUGGUUCCACCGCCUGCCUUGCAAGUAAAAGGUCCCAAGUUUGAUUCCCGGUACAAAAAAAAUACUUGUAAGUUUUUUAUAGUGACCAUACAUUGCUUUCAUAAAGUGACUUCAAUUAAUAAAUGAUAAUAAAUGAAUUGCAUUUUAAUGAAAUUUUAAAUAAAAUUUAUCCAGAAUAAAUUACUGCUUAAUUA